AUGGCGACCGUUCUUGCGAGAGGAGGGAAGGACCCGUCGUCGGUCUCAAUAACCUCAUUGGACAGCACUUCGCCACCACUUGGAGCUCCCAUAAUUGAGAGACGCUCAUGGUUCAAGAAAGGAUCAGCAAUCGACAAAGAUGCCAUUGCAACACAGCUCUCAGUAUUCGACGACCCAGACUCGGCUGAAAAAUAUCAACCGAGGCCAGACUGGGAAAAUAUUCAUAGAUUCGACCCAUCCUUCCGAUGGACUUGGCGUGAAGAGGGAAAACUUAUCCGGAAAAUUGACCUCUAUAUCACACUUUGGGCAUGCAUAAUGUUCAUGGCUCUCGAACUCGACCGCUCCAACCUUUCACAAGCACUCACCGACAACUUCCUCAAUGACCUUCAUAUGAACACGAACGAGCUCCCCUCGCAACUAGUGUCCAAAUGGAUGGGCCCCGAUCGGUGGAUUCCAAUGCAAAUGUGCUUGUGGAGCGUCGUCGCCGGCGCACAAUUUUGGUUGUCAGGUAGAAGCUCAUUCCUUGCUACACGAGCCCUGCUGGGAAUUAUCCAGGGUGGAUUUAUUCCAGAUGUCAUUCUGUAUCUCUCCUAUUUUUAUAAACACGCAGAGUUGACAAUCCGCCUGGGUUUCUUCUGGACCGCUCUGAGCUUGGCAGAUAUUAUCUCUGCAUUGCUCGCGUACGGAUUAUUGCACAUGCGAGGUAUCGGCGGCCGUGCCGGAUGGAGAUGGCUUUUUCUUAUUGAGGGCCUCCUAACUCUCGUGGUUGGGUUGCUGGCUUGGGUUCUCAUGCCUGCUGGUCCUUGUCAAACGGCUAGUUGGUUUAGAGGCAAGAAUGGAUGGUUUUCCGAACGAGAGGAGAAAAUCAUCGUAAACAGAGUAAUUCGCGAAGAUCCCAGCAAGAGUUCGAUGCAUAAUCGCGAACCGGUCACGCCCAAGCUGCUCUGGCAGAGUCUCAAGGACUAUGAUCUCUGGCCGAUAUACAUCCUUGGGCUUGUGUUCCAGAUUCCCGCUACACCGCCGGCGAACUAUCUCACUCUCACGCUCAAGCAACUAGGUUUCGAUACCUUCCAGACGAAUUUGCUUACUAUUCCAUCAACAGUACUGCAUGUCAUCAUGAUGCUGGCCCUUACGUACCUUGCCGAAGCUUGGGGUGAACUUACCUUGACCUCUCUAAUCGGUCAAAUUUGGGUGCUUCCAUUCUUAAUCUAUCUAAAUGUCGUCAAUACCCAGUUAGUAAACAAGUGGGUGUUCUGGGUAGUGGUUACACUUCUCCUUGCAUACCCGAAUGCCCAUCCGAUUCAAGUAGCUUGGAAUUCGCGCAAUAGCAAUGCCGUCAGACUUCGAACUGUUUCAGCAGCAUGUUACAACAUGUUCGUCCAGGCCGGUGGAAUCGUUUCCGCCAAUAUCUACCAAGCAGAUGAUGCUCCUCGCUAUGUUCGUGGUAACCGCUCACUCCUUGCCAUUGCCUGCAUGAACAUAGUCAUAUACAUCCUCACCAAGUUGUAUUAUGUUUAUCGGAACCGAUCCCGUGCAAAGAAAUGGGACGCCAUGACCGAGGAACAACGAUUAGACUAUCUCGCUACAACAACUGAUGAAGGAAACAAGAGGCUCGACUUCAGAUUCCAGCAUUAGAGUUCUCUAGAUUUGGUAUUGGACUUUGAGAGGCGCAUUGCGGCACUAUUCUGUCUUCUGUUUGUUAGUAGCCACAAAUCAGCUUUUGGCGAGUUUCUCCAAGGCAGUAAGCUACAGUUACGACGAUACGAGAUCACGGCGUAUAGGACUUGCAUUUAAAUUCAACUAUUAAUUCUCUCGCU
Molecule: messenger RNA, 1817 nt
Organism: Trichoderma virens Gv29-8
Lineage: Eukaryota; Fungi; Ascomycota; Sordariomycetes; Hypocreales; Hypocreaceae
Exons: 10
Coding region: 1-1635 (544 amino acids)
Biological process (GO): transmembrane transport
Cellular component (GO): membrane
Molecular function (GO): transmembrane transporter activity
Source: RefSeq, a predicted model, not a curated record